ACGGAUUAGAAGAGAAUAUUUGGUUAACUGCGCAUCUCGGCUCGAGUGUAAACACUCGAAGUAACCGGUACAACACAACAACAAUAUUUAUAUGCUGAACGAAAUUUAUAAGUAACAAGCUGAACCGAAUAUUCUCUCGAAAUCUCUAUCGUGUUCUACCUCAAAUAAUGGGUAAGAGAAAAGCCGCGACUAGCGCAAACAAUCCAAAUCAAGAUUUGUGUGACUUUUUGACGGAAUUGGCUGAUUACGAACGAAAUGUCAGCAAGAAUGUUUACAAAUACAACGCGUAUCGCAAAGCAGCUGGAACGUUAAGUGCUCUGCCUGAGAGAGUCAAAAGUGGAGAGGAAGCAAAGAAAUUGCCUGGAAUUGGAGUAAAAAUUGCAAAGAAGAUAGACGAAUUUCUUCAAACAGGGAAACUGCAAAAAUUAGAAGAUAUUAAAAAAGAUGAAAAUAAUGUUGCCAUAAGUUUGUUGGCCAGAGUAUCGGGCAUAGGUCCUGCAAAAGCAAAGGAAUUAGUAGAUGCUGGCAUCAAGACAUUGGAAGAACUCAAGAAACAUCAGAACAAGCUCACACAUCAUCAAAAACUUGGAUUACGGUACUUCGAUGAUUUUGAGAAAAAAAUACCCAGAGCAGAAAUUAAACAAAUCGAGAAGAUAUUGAAGAAUGUCAUAAAAGAAUUGGACAAUGAUUAUCUCAUAACCAUCUGUGGGAGUUACAGACGUGGCAAAGAAGAAAGUGGAGAUAUUGAUGUUCUCAUAACACAUCCUAAUUAUAUAUCGACAUCUAAGAAAAAAACUGUAUCAUUGAAAGCAAUUGUUGCCUGUUUUGAAAAGAAACGGUUGAUUACAGACACACUCUCUCUUGGAAGCAGUAAAUUUAUGGGAGUAUGUCAAUUGUCGAAGGAUAAACCUUUCAGAAGGUUGGACAUACGUCUCACAUAUCACGAUCAAUAUUACUGCGCUGUACUUUAUUUCACGGGAAGUGAUCUGUUCAAUCAGAAUAUGAGAGCACAUGCAUUGGAGAAGAAAUACACUCUGAAUGAAUACACACUGAAACCUCUUACAGCAAAAGAUUGUCCGGGAGACCCUGUACAAAUUACGUGUGAAGAAGAUAUUUUUAAGAUCUUGGGUUUGCCGUACAAAGAGCCAAAAGAUAGAAAUGUUUAAACGAUAUAAUAUUUUUUUAUAACUGAUAAUUUAUUUACACAAAUAUAUUGUAAUAUGUAUUUCAUGUAU
This is a messenger RNA of Pseudomyrmex gracilis, 1235 nucleotides long. RefSeq names its product DNA polymerase beta-like. Gene Ontology annotation, biological process: double-strand break repair via nonhomologous end joining. Gene Ontology annotation, molecular function: DNA binding; DNA-directed DNA polymerase activity. The record is from RefSeq and is a predicted model, not a curated record. Gene Ontology annotation, cellular component: nucleus. The transcript is spliced from 5 exons. Lineage: Eukaryota; Metazoa; Arthropoda; Insecta; Hymenoptera; Formicidae. Bases 168 to 1166 code for a protein of 332 amino acids.